Papaver somniferum (opium poppy) is the source of this 4356-nucleotide messenger RNA. RefSeq names its product protein GIGANTEA-like. Gene Ontology annotation, cellular component: nucleus. Lineage: Eukaryota; Viridiplantae; Streptophyta; Magnoliopsida; Ranunculales; Papaveraceae. Gene Ontology annotation, biological process: response to stress; regulation of long-day photoperiodism, flowering; regulation of circadian rhythm. The record is from RefSeq and is a predicted model, not a curated record.
UAUUAUUUUUUAUUUUAAUUUAAUCUUAUUAUUACUUCUUCUUCUCUCACCAAAAUAAUUUUAAAACCUCAUUUUUUUUCUUCUCUCACAUGAAUAAUUUCAGAGCCCUAAACUACUACUCCUUUUCUCCACAACAAAUCAAAUCAGAAAUCAGAUUUGGGUUAAUAAUUGAGCAUGUAAACUUAGACAAGAAUUGUGGUUGUUGAUCACAGAUGUACUUCCUUUUUUUAUGAGAAGAGAUUUCAAGUACAAAAUUCCAUCUUGUUUGUCACUGCAAGAUUACAUAUUAGACAUCUAGUUUGAUAAAGAGAAUCCUUCCCAAGCUCCAUGGCUACUCUGUGUGAGAGAUGGAUCGAUGGUCUUCAAUUUUCUUCUUUAUUUUGGCCUCCUCCUGAAGAUGCUCAACAGCAUAAGGCUCAAAUUACUGCCUAUGUUGAAUAUUUCGGCCAGUUCACAUCAGAGCAGUUCCCGGAUGAUAUUGCCGAGCUAAUUCGGAGUCGUUAUCCAUCUACCGAAAAGCGCCUAUUGGAUGAAGUAUUGGCAAUAUUUGUUCUUCAUCAUCCAGAACAUGGGCAUGCUGUUAUUCUUCCAAUUAUAUCAUGUAUACUUGAUGGUUCAGUGGCAUAUGAUAAGAACAAUCCUCCCUUUGCUUCUUUCGUUUCUUUAGUCUGCCCAAGCAGUGAGAAUGAUUAUUCUGAACAAUGGGCUUUGGCAUGUGGGGAAGUUUUAAGGGUAUUAACACACUACAACCGCCCAAUUUAUAAGGUGGAGCAUCAGAACAAUGAACAAGAGAGAAGCAACAGUGGUAGCCAUGCUACAACAAGUAACUCGACUGAAGGGGAAGCUUGCCAUCUACCUUUGGAACAGCAGGAGAGAAAACCUUUACGUCUUUUGUCUCCUUGGAUUACAGAUUUGUUGCUUGCAGCACCACUGGGUAUUCGUAGUGACUACUUUCGCUGGUGUGGCGGUGUCAUGGGUAAAUAUGCAGCGGGUGGAGAACUUAAGCCCCCUACUGCUGUUUCUGCCCGUGGAUCGGGAAAGCAUCCACAGCUUAUGCCAUCAACUCCAAGAUGGGCAGUUGCAAAUGGUGCAGGUGUUAUACUAAGUGUAUGUGAUGAUGAAGUUGCGCGCUAUGAAACCGCUACUUUAACAGCAGUUGCUGUUCCUGCACUCCUGCUUCCUCCUCCGACUACUGCUUUGGAUGAGCAUCUUGUUGCUGGAUUGCCUGCUCUUGAGCCAUAUGCACGCUUAUUUCAUCGGUACUAUGCAAUUGCUACCACAAGUGCCACACAGAGACUUUUGCUUGGACUAUUGGAAGCACCUCCAUCUUGGGCCCCGGAUGCUCUGGAUGCUGCGGUACAGCUUGUAGAACUACUGAGGGCUGCCGAAGAAUAUGCAACUGGCAUGAGGCUCCCAAGAAACUGGAUGCAUUUGCACUUCUUGCGUGCAAUUGGGACUGCAAUGUCCAUGAGAGCUGGUAUUUCGGCUGAUGCAGCGGCAGCUUUGCUUUUCCGCAUUCUUUCUCAACCUGCGCUGCUUUUUCCUCCACUAAGGCUACCAGAAGGAGUUGAAGCUCAACCUGAACUCCUGAGUGGCUAUAUUUCUUGUUACCGGAAGCAGAUAGAAGUUCCCGCUGCUGAAGCUACUAUUGAGGCCACGGCUCAAGGAAUUGUCAUGUUUUGCUCUCAUGGUCCUGAUGUUGAAUGGAGAAUUUGUACCAUAUGGGAAGCAGCAUACGGCCUAAUACCUCUAAGUUCUUCAGCUGUUGAUCUGCCAGAGAUCAUAGUAGCAACACCUCUGCAACCUCCAGCUUUAUCAUGGAAUCUUUUCUUGCCCCUACUAAAAGUAUUACAGCAUCUUCCUCGUGGAAGCCCGUCUGAAGCUUGUCUCAUGAGAAUUUUUGUUGCUACAGUUGAGGCAAUCCUUCAGAGAACCUUUCCACCCCAGUCCUUAAGAGAACAACAAGCGAGGAACUCACAGUAUAAUUUUAGUGUUGGUCCCUCAAAGAGCCUUGCUGUGGCUGAGCUCCGUACCAUGGUUCAUUCAUUAUUUUUAGGAUCAUGUGCCUCUGUAGAUCUGGCUUCUCGCCUGCUGUUUGUCGUGUUAACAGUUUGCGUAAGUCAUGAAGUUCGCCCAAGCGGAAGCAAAAGACCUAGAAACGGGAAUCAUACAUAUUCUCGUGAACCAAGUGAAGAUUGCCAACCAAUUGAUGGAAAAAUUAGAGCAGACGUGAGAAGUAGAAAAGGGAGAAAACAAGGACCGGUGGCUGCAUUUGAUUCAUAUGUUCUGGCUGCUGUUUGCGCUUUGUCGUGUGAACUACAGCUGUUCCCGAUAAUUUCUAAAACCACUAAACUCUCGAAAUUGAUAGAUGUGAGUGAAGUAGGAAAAUUAGGAAAAACAAAUGGGUCAACUAACCAGCUACAAGAAGGUUUCUACUCUGCCAUUCGUCAUACUCGAAGGAUAGUCGGGAUCUUAGAGGCACUUUUUUCUCUGAAACCUUCAACAGUUGGUACUUCAUGGAGUUACAGUUCAAACGAGAUAGUCGCUGCGGCUAUGGUGGCUGCUCAUAUUUCUGAACUCUUUCGACGGUCAAAGACCUGCAUGCAUUCUUUAACUGUCUUGAUGAGAUGCAAAUGGGACGAUGAAAACACAAGGGCAUCCUCUCUCUAUAACCUCAUUGACUUUCAUGGCAAAGCUGUUGCGUCUAUCGCCAACAAGGCAGAACCACUUGAAGCCCACUUAGUAAAUUCACCAUUGUGGAAAGAUACUUCAGUAUGUAGCAGUGGUGCACGACAACUUAAUUCUUCCAAAUCUAACGGGUUUAGGCCAGUAGAAGCAUCAUCAAUCCGACAGUUGGAAAGAGAUACUGACGCACCCCAAUCAGCUAAAUUUCUUAAAUGUGAGAGAGCUUUACUCUCACAUGAUGGCAUGGAUAAUAAAACUGUUGGGAAAAGUCUUUCCAGUUUGGCCAUGGACGCGUCAGAAUUGGCUAAUUUCCUGACAGUGGAUCGGCAUAUCGGAUUUAAUUGCAGUUCCCAAGUUCUACUAAAAUCUGUACUAGAAGAUAAACAUGAAUUAUGCUUUUCUGUUGUUUCACUGCUGUGGCACAAGUUGAUAGCAACACCAGAAACACAACUCAGUGAGGAAAGCACGUCUGCGCAACAAGGGUGGCGGCAGGUAGUUGAUGCCAUGUGCAAUGUUGUAUCAGCUUCUCCAACAAAAGCAUCAGCUGCAAUCGUGCUCCAGGCUGAUAAGGAUUUGUACCCUUGGAUUGCUAGAGACGACGAGCAAGGUCAAAAAAUGUGGAUAGUUAACCAAAGAAUUGUCAAACUAAUUGUAGAGCUUAUGAGAAAUCAUGAUCGCCCUGAAUCAUUGGUAAUUAUAGCCAGUGCUUCAGAUCUUCUACUGCGUGCAACAGAUGGAAUUCUUGUUGAUGGAGAAGCUUGCACUUUGCCCCAGCUAGAGCUCCUUGAAGCCACAGCUAGAGCUAUGAAGCUUGUGCUCGAGUGGGGUGAUACAGGUUUGGCAGUCAGAGACAGCCUCUCAAACUUGUUGAAGUGUCGCUUGCCAGCUACGACACAUUGCCUUUCCCAUCCAAGUGCACAUGUCCGUGCCCUUAGCACAUCAGUUCUACGUGAUGUUCUGGUUAUUGGCUCUGUGAAAUCCAAUUCUAAGCAAGAGGAAAUACAAUCGACCAAACAUGUUUCUCCGUUAAGCCAAUAUUUAAGUUUAGGAGGGAAUAUUGACUGGCAUGCAGAAAUAGAGAAGUGCUUGACAUGGGAGGCUCAGAAAGGGCACGCAGCAGGAGUGUCCAACACAUUCCUCAGUGCUGCCUCAAAAGAGUUGGGAUAUAUUAACAUUCCAUUUUUAUUUGAGGUUAGACCUACCUAGUUGUGUCAGUCGAUCAAUCUCUGGCCUUCCCCUUGAGCUGAUUAGAUUCUAGGAAAAUAUGGCCUGAGUUAUUUUUUUCAGGUUUCAUACCAGUAUAUAUUUCUUGCUGUGAAACUUGAACGUGACAUACCCCCAAAUGUGUUAUAUAGCUAGGUGAUCAGCAUGUCACAACUUCAUCAUUGACAACCUCAUGCUCUUGUAGAUAGAAGAACCCAUCCAUUUUUAAAUUAGGAAAAAGAUUGGGUAAGAUAACUGUUCGACUCUUGGAUGGAUGUUGUGUUAUUUCUUGACACUGUACCUCGGUAUCUCUGUAAUAAUGUUACACUGUAUGGGUUCUAAUCCAGUUGUACUCAGUUGUGAGCCUGCUAUUAGUCAGCAGUUGCUCCAGAUGUUGUAGAAAUACGGACAUUCCUUGUUAGAAACAUGAUAUUUCCAUGUUAAUACAAACUGAGUUUUUUCUUCGGA